AUGAUUGUGGUAGAGCUAAAAGUGUUCUUGGCCAAGGAGAAACUAUUUGAGGCCAAAACGAAUUGUGUCCUCAUGACAAAGGAGGUCGUGAAACUACUGACCAACCUGGAGAAAGGGUCCAAAAGGGGGGACAAGAUCGUGGUUGAGUGCCAGGAGGUUGUUCUGUCGGUCUUUGAGGAGAUCAAGAAAAAAACCUUCAAAGAAGCAUGGGGUGCCACCCUUAAGGCUACGGGG
This is a messenger RNA of Ilex paraguariensis (yerba mate), 234 nucleotides long. NCBI's taxonomy places the organism in Eukaryota, Viridiplantae, Streptophyta, Magnoliopsida, Aquifoliales, Aquifoliaceae. The record is from the annotation of a GenBank genome assembly.